This is a messenger RNA of Aspergillus alliaceus, 1608 nucleotides long. Its product is annotated as major facilitator superfamily domain-containing protein. Lineage: Eukaryota; Fungi; Ascomycota; Eurotiomycetes; Eurotiales; Aspergillaceae. The record is from RefSeq and is a predicted model, not a curated record. Gene Ontology annotation, molecular function: fluconazole transmembrane transporter activity. The transcript has 3 exons. Gene Ontology annotation, biological process: xenobiotic detoxification by transmembrane export across the plasma membrane. The coding region runs from base 1 to 1608 and encodes 535 amino acids.
AUGAGCUGGGUACGAGGUACCGUUUUGGGUGAUGUCCUUCGUUUUCUGCUAGGCCCUCAUUGUUUCAGCUAUCCUGAGGAUGAUCCCACAUUCAACUUUUGCCCGUACAAAAGUGCUUCAAGUUCCAGGUCAAAAGUCUCGUCCCAAACAGACCUGGAGAGCGGCCAAGGAACGCUUCGGGAUGCCGAGAAACUGUCUGCAGCGACUCUGAGUGAUAAGAGCUUGGUCAUCGAUUGGUAUACCCCGAACGAUCCGGAAAACCCCUUGAAUUGGUCUUCGGCACGCAAGAUAUGGGUCACGCUAUUGAUCUCGGUUUAUUCCUUCAUUGUGUACUGUGCAUCAUCAAUCUUCGUUCCCAGUUAUGAGUUUAUGGUGAUGCGGUACGGGGUUUCUAUUGAGGUCGUCCAGCUCACAUUGGCUGUCUAUGUCGCCGGGUACGCCGUCGGCCCUCUGAUCUUCUCGCCGUUGAGUGAAAUUGCUCGCAUUGGUCGCAAUCCUCCAUAUGGUUUUUCCUUCACACUGUUUGUGAUCGUUUCCAUCAUUGUCGCCGUCGUCGAUAGCUUUCCAGCCAUCGUCGUACUCCGAUUCCUACAGGGGUUCUUCGGCAGCCCGUGUCUGGCUAGUGGAGGCGCCUCCAUCAAGGAUAUCUUUAGUCUAACCAACGCUCCCUAUGGAUACAUCUGUUGGGUGGUGGGCUUUUACUGUGGCCCAGCCUUGGGGCCAUUAAUGGCAGCUUAUGCGGUGCACAGCAACUGGCGCUGGCCUCUAUGGGAGAUCGUUCUGAUGAGCGCGCCGUUCCUCCUAGUUUUAAUUUGCUUACUACCCGAAACGUCCCACGACACGAUUCUCCUCCAUCGAGCACGACGCCUCCGUCGCUUCCAUCCCGCAGUUUUGGCUCCCAGUGAAACCCAGCGACUUGAUUUCCAGGCCAUUCUGAUUGAUGCGCUCAUCAAACCAACCGAAAUUGCUAUCAAAGACCCAGCUAUCGCAUACAUGUGCAUAUACGCGUCGUUGAUAUAUGCGAUCUAUUAUUCGUUUUUCGAGGCCUUUCCCAUUGCAUUCAGCGGUAUAUAUCCCAUGCCUCAAAGUUCUUCAAGCUUGAUCUUCCUCUCCAUCAUUGUUGGCUGUGUAAUAUCUGCGAUACUCUAUGCAGCGUACCUGAAAUUCAUCUUCAUCCCUCGCUGCCACAAGGAAGCCCCCAGCCAGGAAGAUCGCCUGAUCCCAGCACUCCCUGCCGUCUUUUUCUUGGCCACGGGUCUCUUUUUAUUUGCCUGGACAGUUCGCCGCCCGGUUCACUGGAUUGUGCCUGCAAUCGGCGUUGGAAUCUAUGCUGGAUCGUCAUUUGUCGUGUUCCAGGCCAUCAUUGUCUACGUAUCGUUGUCGUAUCCGCGAUAUGUGUCUUCACUGUUUGCAGCGAACGACUUCGCUCGCUCUAUAACCGCUGCGGGCUUUGUCAUGUUCUCACGGUACAUGUAUCUCGACCUAGGGAUAGGAAAAGGAGUCACAGUGCUGGCGGGUCUUUCAGUUGGAGGCAUCUUUGGGAUGGUUUUCAUUUAUCUAUAUGGUGCUAAAUUGAGGGCCCGAAGCAAGUUUGCUGUUACGAAUUGA